This is a messenger RNA of Liolophura sinensis, 3003 nucleotides long. Its product is annotated as RRP12-like protein. The record is from RefSeq and is a predicted model, not a curated record. Lineage: Eukaryota; Metazoa; Mollusca; Polyplacophora; Chitonida; Chitonidae. Bases 60 to 2963 code for a protein of 967 amino acids. The transcript is spliced from 25 exons.
AUCAUCAGAAGGACUUCCCCACGUGUUCCAGGUUGUCGCUGUAAACACAGAUUUGAACAAUGCGGAAAAAGGGAACAUUAUCGCACCCAAAGACAUCAGGAAAAGGCAAACGGUGGAGAAAAGGACAAAGUAGCAAUAGUAAUCCUAGUGGGAAAAAGUUUCGUGAUGCGGCUAAGAACAGAUUUUUCAAUGAAAUCACCGGACCCAGCUGCUUGACAGAAGCUGCACUGGCGAAACAUAAUGAAAGUCAAGAGGAUGAGAGUGGAAAUAAGCAUAUGGUGGACGUUCUCUCUGAAACUGAUAAACUCAGUGUCACAGCCAAAACGAUGAACUCCUGGGCGAGUAACUGGACAGAGUGUACCAACACAUCAUUUGGGAGAGUCCUUCGCUAUUGCAAGUCAAACUCUGCCCUCCACAAAGAAAUUUUGGCUGUUCUUGCAGCAGUGACAGAAAUUAUUAAGGCACAAGGAGGAAAAGAAUCAGAAACGGAGUAUUUGGGUGCACUGAUGACUGCCCUUGAUUCAGCAGAUUCAGAACAGUCAUUAGCAGCUGUGUCAUAUUUAAUUAGCCUGGUGAUUAAAAGAGUUCCUGUUGCAGUAUUGAGAAGUCGGUUUUCUGAUCUUGCCAAAAAGUUGUUGGACAUUCUAGGCAAGCAUGCUGAUGGGGAGUCUGCAUCUCUGCUGAAGUCUCUGUUGCUAAGCCUGGGUGCUGUUCUGCGUGUGCAGGAGCAGAUUGUGUGGAACAGUUCAUCCACUCAUCAGAUCUACUCCAGCCUCCUCACCUUUGUCCUUCACCCUAAACCCAAGGUACGGAAGACUGCCCAGCGAGUAGUGUGUGUGGUGCUCAAGGGCAGCAUGUUUCUCACUCAGGCCGAGUCCCCGCCUCACCACCCAGCCGCUAGCCUUACCGCUAAGUAUUGCGUGCAGCAGAUGGAGGAGAAUGCGGCCUCUGUGGAUUGCCAGACCACCCUCCAUAUCCUGGGAUUAUUACAGGAUAUUCUGGGUACCUUUCCUCAGCAAAGCUUAAAGUCCGUCUGUGAAACCAUUCUGCGACUGAUGACACUCAGUAAUGUGAUGCUGACUGCCUGUGGCAUGCAAGCUCUACAUGGGAUGUUUUUGUCACAGCCAAGCCCCAAGAGUCUACCCGCAGAGCUGACAGCACAGAUCAUAACGGCAUUGUACGAGUAUGAGCCAAGUGCUGGUGACGUACAGCCGAUGAGGGCAUGGCUAGCAUUGAUGGAGGAGGGUCAUGUGAGACUGGGUCAGCUCCAGCAGACGCUCUGUGUUGGUCAUCUACCCCGAUUGGUCAAUGCCUGCAUCACCUGUCUCCUUUCACAGAAGACGGACGUCCGCAACGCCGCCACACAGGUGCUUAAGAGAGUGUUGUCUAAAUGUCUGGCCCCUGCAAUAGAGAGUGGGGGGUCGCUGGAGUGUUCAGAUAUCAGCAAGACUUGUCUCCUCAAGAUCCAGACGGCCCUGGAGAAGGGACUGGGGUAUCAGUACCAUGCCACAUGGGGUCACGUCCUGGAGGUCUUCUCUGUAUGGUAUACUGUGCUUGGUAAACAAUACUGGAAAAUUAUGACAAAGAGCUUACAGACAAUGGCUGAUUUGAGAGAGACAUUUAAGUUUCCUCACAAGGGUGAGGUUGACAUGGCCGUGGGGAGUGCUGUGAGAAAUAUGGGGCCCAAGACCGUUCUGCAGAUAAUCCCGCUAAAUAUCACAGGUGAUAGUGAUAAUACGGACUUCCCCAGGAGUUGGCUUUUACCUGUCCUUCAUGGAAACAUCCAAAAUACAGAGCUCGCCUAUUUCACGUCUUAUUUCCUGCCAUUGGCUGCUAAAUUCAGGACAAAGGCAGAGGAAUUGUGCAGAGUUGGUCACAGCAUCCAGGCAAAGUCAUACGACGCUCUGCAGUUACAGAUCUGGUCCUUACUGCCACAGUUCUGUAACAAGCCCACAGAUCUACCAACAGCUUUUCCUGCCCUGGCCAAGGUACUAGGAAUGGCCUUGAAUGAGAGAGAAGACCUGAGGGGAGACAUCAUGUUGUCACUGCGCAAACUGAUUCUGCAGAAUCAAGAACAAGAGGACAGUCGGGCUGUAUUGGCUAGAUUUGCCAAGAAUUACCUGCCAAUCUUACUUAACCUGUAUACACUGGAGGCUGAACAGACUGGAGAUGUGUCAAAACCAUCUGUACUAGAGACUAUCAAAAUAUACCUGCAGAUCACCAAUCCAGAGCUUACGAAUUCCCUCAGCAGUAUUGAUGAUCUGCUGAGAGACACAGACUCUGAACUGGAAGACGAAGGCAAUGAAGACAAGGAGAAGAUGGAGACGAGGAAAGCUAAGGAAGAGCGGAAGGGAGAUAAAGCCUGGCUGAUGGAAGAUAACCCUUCAGAAAUCAUGGACUUCCUUGAUGUGUCAACGACAAAGAGGCUCAUGGCUUCUAAACCAACCACUGGAAAAGGGAAGGCAGAUAAAGCUGAGGAUGCUUUCAAGAUGACCUCUGAUGGGAGGAUUAUCAUUUCUGCCGACCAAGAUAGUGAUGAAGGAGAGUCGGAAGCUGAAGAUGACCUUCAGGACCUAUUUGACACAUUUGAAGCCAGUCACAAGCAAAAAGGCAAAAAGCGUAAACUGUCCAUAGGAGAUGAUGAUGAGGAUAUCACUUCAGCCAGUAAAUAUAAAGCUGGAGGCAGGGGUAUUCAUCGCCCUCUAGGUGCUGUGGGAAAGUCCUUAGGAAGUAAGGAGGGUAAUGUCCAGAAAGGAUUGGGCCAGGAGUACAAGGCAAAGAAGGCUGGCGGUGAUGUACAGAAGAAGGGACAACCUGAUCCUUAUGCUUACGUCCCAUUGCAGUUCUCACAGUUAAACAGAAGAAAACAAGCCAAGUUGAAGGGCCAGUUCUCCGGAUUUGUGCGAGGAGCCAGGAAGGGUGCUGCCAAAGGAAGGAAAGCAAAACAAAAGUUAAAACAUUAAUUUGGAAUCAGUACAAAUACUGUGCCUACUUGCGGUACAA